CAGGAUUGCUCUGUAUUGCUUUGGAGGCUGUCCUGGAACUCAUUCUGUAGACCAGGCUGGCCUCAAACUCAGAGAUCUGCCUGCCUCUGCCUCCUGUCCUGAGUGCUGGGACACUCCACCACCCUCUGGCUCCAUCAACUCUUCCGCACUGCUAGCACAUGCUGCUGUGCAGUGAAGGGGUUUAUCAGGCCACUUCAAUUUCAUCCUCGAACUCCCUUUCUGAUUAUCCCUACCUCCUGUUCUUUGUAGCCGCUCAUCUAAACUGUUGUAUGAAUGUUCUUGUGGUUCAGUUAUGGAACCCUUUCUCCCCUCUGUAGCUUGUUGGGCUACUUGACCUUGGAACAAUCUAGUGCUGGAGGGAUUGAGGUCUUUAGGAUGCCCUGCGUGCCACUGCUUCAGCUACUAACUGGCCUGCAAGCUGGGUGUAAAGCCAUAUCUCUGCUUCAGUUCCCAGGCUGGAUAUCCAAGUGUCAACUGAAUUCUCUUCCUAGAGUUGCUGUGUAACUAAGUGCCAAAAACUGGUUGGACUAAAGCCAGAGAUUGUCUCUUGGGUCUGUCUCAUGGUUUAAUCAAGGCGCUUGCUGCUACAGCCACUGCAAGUACUGCACAGAGGUGCUGCAAGUCUCUACAUCUGAUAACAUUUUGGGCUCAUUUAUGCAUUGUUUCAGACUCCAGAGCACACGUUAAAUCCUCUGUCCAUGUUUCCAAAUUUUCCCUUACAUGAAAACUAUAUUGGAUCAAAGCUCAUCCGGAGCAUCAUUUUGCUGCUGUAAAGUCCACCUUUCCGACCACGUGGUAGUGGCACACGCCUGUAAUUCCAGCACUUGGGAGGCAGAGGCAGGCGGAUCUCUUGAGUUUGAGACCAGCCUGGUCUACAGAGCGAGUGCAAGGACAGCCAGGAUUACACAAAGACACCUUGUCUCACCCCUCCCCCCCCAAAAAGACCCCCCCACAUUUCCAAAGGUCAUGAGUUACUGGGGGUUAACUUCAGCAUUUGUUUUUGGGAAAUAGUUGGAUCCACAAGGUGUAAAAACCUCGUUUCCCCAAGACUUAUUUACAAUACAGGAAUUUUCUUGAGGGCUUCUGUAUCUACUUGAGAUCAGUUUUUUUUUUUUUUUUUUCCCUUUCCGUAAGCCUUGCUUCUUGCUCCUGCCUAAUAAGACUCUAGGUUUCCCGCGGUCCUCCGGUUGGUAGGGGGCGCCGCAUCUCCACUGUCUUUCCGUACCGGAAGUCUCUUCCCGGAGUCGGACGUGCCAGAGGAAAGUAGGCUGCUACGCACGCGUCUUUGGGUUCUGGCUUGAUGGCGGGUAGCUGCUCGGAAACGAUGCAGGUUUUGCAGGCAGUGGAUACUGAGUUCACUGCAGACUCGGUGGAGUGGUGCCCAGUAGAGGGUUGCCAGCACCUGAUGGCAUGUGGAACCUACCAGCUGCGAACGCCCGAGGACCAGCCUACACUGAAUGUCAGCGAGCCUCAAGUUCGUUUAGGUCGUCUCUACCUGUACAGUUUCAAUGAGGACAACACGUCUAAACCUCUGGUUGAGGUCCAAAGAAGGGAUUCUUCUGCCAUCCUGGACAUGAAAUGGUGCCAUAUUCCAGUGUCUGGCCACAUACUUUUAGGCUUGGCAAAUGCCGCUGGAUCUGUAGAGCUGCUCCGCCUGAUGGAAUAUGAGAAGAACAGUUACACACUACAACCAGUAUCCAGCCUUACCCUGGAGGAGAGAUGUCUGUCCUUGUCCCUGGAUUGGUCAACCAGGAAACCUGGAAGGGCCAGAGACCAGCCCUUGAAGAUCAUUAGCAGUGAUUCUAAGGGGCAGCUGCACCUCCUGAUGCUGAAUGAGGGAGCAGCUGAUCUACAGCUAGUGGCUUCAUGGCCAGCCCAUCACUUUGAGGCGUGGAUUGCUGCUUUCAAUUACUGGCAGACAGAACUUGUGUAUUCAGGGGGAGAUGACGGUCUUCUGAGAGGCUGGGACACUAGGAUGCUUGGCACACCUGUCUUCACUAGCAAAAGACACUCCAUGGGCGUGUGCAGCAUCCAGAGCAGCCCCCACCAGGAACAUGUUCUGGCUACUGGCAGCUAUGACGAGCAUGUUCUGCUGUGGGACACUCGGAACAUAAAGCAGCCAUUGGCAGAUGUGCCAGUGCAAGGAGGCGUGUGGAGGCUCAAGUGGCACCCAGUCCACCACCACCUGCUCCUGGCGGCCUGCAUGCACAAUGGCUUCAAGAUUCUCAACUGCCAGAAGGCCAUUGAGGAGAAGCAGGAUGUGACUGUCUUAAUAUCCCAGGAAAUGCCGAACUCAUUAGUGUAUGGAGCUGACUGGUCCUGGCUUCUUUUCCAUUCCAAGAAGCUCACACCCACCAGGUCCUUGGAUCAAAAUGGCAUGGGAGCCCGAGCAGCAGACCACGACAGCCUGAAGGUUGCAGAGGAGCCACCGGCACCUUUCCAAGAACAAACAGUGGACCACCGUGUGGAAGGCCCCACUAAAACUCACAGCGGAGUUGAACUGAACACUUGUCUCCUUCCAUUAACAGAGGACAGGAAAAGCAGCAGCCAGCUACACUGCUCUUCCAGGAUCUCUGAUCUCAGCCUCUUUAGUGGAGGGAAUUUUGACAAUAGCCUUCUGGCCACCUGCUCCUUUUACGACCAUGUUCUCCACCUCUGGAGGUGGGAGACAAAGCAAGCUUGAAGCUCUUUGCAUCCAUAUUGGAUGUGACAAGCGCUGGCCUUUGAGAGUGGACUUUCUGAUUCUGUUUAGGCAGUGAAUGGGGUUUUCCAGCUCUCCAACUAAGUGUCUUGGUAUAUUUUGACUUUUAGUCCUUCAUUUGUAUUUAAGUCCUUGUUUAUAUUAAAUAAUUUUUUGAAUUUUUUUAA
Messenger RNA from Mesocricetus auratus (golden hamster), 2868 nucleotides. RefSeq names its product diphthamide biosynthesis 7 (gene Dph7). The record is from RefSeq and is a predicted model, not a curated record. Gene Ontology annotation, molecular function: protein binding. NCBI's taxonomy places the organism in Eukaryota, Metazoa, Chordata, Mammalia, Rodentia, Cricetidae. The coding region runs from base 1301 to 2683 and encodes 460 amino acids. The transcript has 9 exons.